Schistocerca gregaria is the source of this 1333-nucleotide messenger RNA. It is a transcript of the gene Aplip1, whose product is annotated as JNK-interacting protein 1. Gene Ontology annotation, cellular component: cytoplasm. The record is from RefSeq and is a predicted model, not a curated record. Gene Ontology annotation, biological process: regulation of JNK cascade. Gene Ontology annotation, molecular function: protein binding. Bases 50 to 1333 code for a protein of 427 amino acids. The transcript is spliced from 7 exons. NCBI's taxonomy places the organism in Eukaryota, Metazoa, Arthropoda, Insecta, Orthoptera, Acrididae.
GGCGGGCCAGUGGUACGGCAGCCAGGGCUGCGCGCCACCGCAGCCGAACAUGGCCGACACAGAGUUUGAGGAGUUCCGCCACGCCUUCGAGCGGCUGCCGCAGCACAUCAAAGCCCCGGCGCAGAGCUACACGCUGGUGCACGAUGUCGCACUGGACGACGAGUCUGCGUCAUCGCGCAGCGACGGCGAGGACGACGGCUCGGCGUGCGGCAGCCCCGGAGAGCAGCCCGCCGCGCUCGCGCCGGCCGCUGCCGCCGCCCCCGCCGCCGCCGCCCCCGCCACCGCCCCCGGCUCGGCACCUCCGGACUCGCCGCCCACGCAGCCGGUGAGCGGUGCGCCGCCCGCACCCUGGACGGACACCCACCGACCCGAGCGCCGCCGUCGGCGCCUGCCUGAGAUACCCAAGAACAAGAAACCUGCCGUGAUGGCGAUGGUGCAGCCGUCGCUGGCGGACGAGCUGGGGGAGGCGAUGGAAAGGCGGGACUCUGCCGCGCCGGAGUCGCUGCAGUUCGCCAUCGGCGGGCGGACGAGGCCUCUCAUGGUGCUCAAGUGCCACAGCUACCUGCGGGAUGAGGAUAGUUCACCUGAUUCUGAACGGUUCCACAGCACUGAUGUUGAUUCAGGCAAUUCAACAGCACAUUCCCCAGAUGGACCGAAGUCUACAUCACCACAACCUAUGCUCAAUGACAGUCUCUCACCAGAAUCAACAGGCAGUAGUGGAGGAGUUCCAUUCACACAAGUGGAGCUUCUAGAAGCAACACACAGAGGACUGCAUAAAUUUAUACCUCGACACCAUGAUGAGAUAGAGGUGGAAAUUGGUGAUCCCAUAUAUGUACAAAAAGAGGCUGAUGAUCUGUGGUGUGAAGGUGUAAAUCUGAGAUCUGGAAGGCAAGGUAUUUUCCCUUCAGCGUAUGCAGUUGAUGUGGAUUAUAGUGAUUUUGAUCCCAGCACACCAAAAGUUAAACGAGAACGUUAUUUGCUGGGUUACCUUGGUUCAGUUGAAACAAAGUGUCACAAAGGCAAUUCAGUGUUGUGCCAGGCAGUGAAAAAGAUAGUGGGCACUGGGAAUACACCAAAGCACAAGCCACAUUCCUGUAUCCUAGAAGUUUCUGACCAAGGACUUCGUAUGGUGGAUCGCAGCAAACCCACACCUAUGGAUUCACCAUGUCAUGACUAUUUCUAUUCUCUGAAGAAUGUCUCAUUCUGCGCUUUUCACCCACGAGACCAUCGGUACAUGGGAUUUAUUACAAAACAUCCGCAGCUGCAGCGGUUUGCCUGUCAUGUCUUCAUGGGUCAAGAGUCAACAAGACCUGUUGCUGAAGCUGUUGGGUAA